AUGAUACAGUUCAACUACAAGGACGAGAUUGUCUCGUCGCCAACAGUCAUUGUUUCGGGCAGAGUCAGCACUUCUGACCGUGGAGUGAUCCAAUUCGUCAACAACGAUAAUAGUGUUUUUCCAGCACAGAAUUUCGAGGUCAAUAAUUCGCAAUUCAAGGCUCUUCUCCAUGUUUCUCCGAACGAGCCUAAUCAUUUCAGAGUGAGCUUCUGGGGUGGCGCAAGAAUAUCCAACACAGGCGUCCCCACAGGAAUGCUGCGCUUGAUGGAGGAAGGCAGCCUCACUCUAUACUAUUAUCCGUUGCCGGAUAAUAAACCAGUGCAUUUGUGCGUUGUUAUGGGUCGAGACUCGACAGGAGAGUACGACAUGCCCAAAUACAAAUUGCACCGAGGCGAGAGAGCCAAUUUAGACACAGCGGUUCAGAGACUAAAAGUGGCUGGUCGCAUGAUGCAGGCUUUCACUCAGGACGAGUUCCACCGCUUGGGGUUGAGCAACCGCUCGUUUCAAUUGGUGGAAGAAACCACGACUUCCCAGCAGCUAUUUGGCGAGAACAGAAAUGUGCCCGCUGCCCAUAGCGAAGUGAAAAUACAUGUUCUCCAGUCUCCAAAAAGCGUUGCGGAACUAAGAGAUCCGGACUUGGCGCAGCAGAACCCGAAAGCGAAGAACAACGGCGGCCUCUUUUCGCAUGCCAUCGACCUCAUCAAAGCCAGUGACUUGAUCAAGCCAUACCAGAAGAACAACACGCCUAUCCAGUGUGCAGUCAUGUACUUGGACUCGACAUGGGACGGCAAACUUAUUACAACCCAUGCAGCGCUAGGAGGCGGCACGGGCGACGUCAAAUUGGCCAUAUUCGGGUCGCACGGCCUUCAUUCAUUUCCCUUGACGUUCCCUCAGAUGAGUCCCGCGUUUAUGGAUGACACUGUGCUUUCAAUCAGAGAAGUGGCCAACGAUGCCAAGCAGUGUGGCACCGCGUGGGAAUGUUUGAACAUAUGCAUGGGUGCGUUCAUGCACGAAAUUGGACAUCUGUUGGGCUCGCCCCACCAGGUGAAUGGUGUGAUGCUCCGUGACUACAUCUGGUGGAACCGCCUGUUCAUGACCCGUGAAGCACGAUGUAUCAGAGACGGAAGUCCGGGGUCAGUCAUCGGCCAUGACGGCAGCUUCCCAAAACAGUGCCAUUGGAACAUCUUAGAUAUCAUGCGCUACUUCUACCACGGAUCAUUCUCAAUUCCUACCGACUUGAACGAUCCCACUUUUCCCAAACAAGCUUCCACGCUUAUGAAGCCCCCUGCGGGCGGGGCUGUGCCUUCCAUGUACGUGACUUCUUCGGGUCUGGUUGUUGUGAAGUCAUCGUCUGGCAUAUUUAUGGUCGAGCUAGUUGGAGAGGACUUGGCCCGUCAUCACAUCAAGUUCUAUCCCCAAUGCUAUGGUGGAAGUGGCCCUUUGCCCGAAGUGGUGCUCAACUUCGAGGAGUGUUUGCGUGAAUUCCGCAAAGGCUUCAAAAACUCAGCAGACAAUUUCGACGUGCGGGUCUUAUCUGUGACUGGUGAUCUCUGGUUGCCCAAUUUUAAGUCUCGUUGCUACCUCUCGCUGGACUCGAUGAUUGAGCACGACUUUAACUUGGGAAGAGGCCCAGUCAAAGGCACGAAAAGCGAGUUGCUUGGCUCCAGCAAAGGCCUGAUGCGCUUUGUAGGCUUUGACUCCGCGAGGGUCUACAAAGUGCGUGUAUACCACGGAGGCGCUUUGGACGGAAUGUCAUUUUAUUACCACGGGAACAGAUUUGAGUCGGAGACGGAGAAACCUCCCCCACUCCCCAAAAGAAGUGGAUGGAAAACGCUAUUUGACGGCUCGGCACAAAAACCGAUGACGGCACCGAACCACUUCACCUCCGGUGAAGUUACUAUCGGGAACCAAACACGUAAUUUCACUGACUUCGCUAUUCCAGACAACGAGCGGAUUGUCAAGUUAUCUUUCCGGAACGGCCAGUGGAUUGACGCGGUGCAGAUCGAAACAGAUCGAGGGACUUGCUCGCCCAUGCUUGGUAAUGCCAAAGGUGGACAUCUUUCAGUUUUAGAACCCCCAACGCCGCAACAUUCCAUUGUGGGGUUGUACGGGUACACAGGCAGGUGGAUGGAUGGAAUCGGAAUCUUGUAUGCUCAGCUUUAG
Metschnikowia bicuspidata var. bicuspidata NRRL YB-4993 is the source of this 2163-nucleotide messenger RNA. RefSeq names its product putative metalloendopeptidase. Gene Ontology annotation, cellular component: cytoplasm. The transcript has a single exon. The coding region runs from base 1 to 2163 and encodes 720 amino acids. The record is from RefSeq and is a predicted model, not a curated record. NCBI's taxonomy places the organism in Eukaryota, Fungi, Ascomycota, Pichiomycetes, Serinales, Metschnikowiaceae.